CCGCCCGGCCUGCCCUGCUCCCGCCGACCAGCUCAGCUCCCAAACCACAGUCGUUGAAUGUGUUGCCGGUUCUGAUGAAGAGCGUUUCCGAUGAUCACAUCACUCCGGCCCACCAGGGUGAGUUCCUGGCGGCCAUCACCACAGCGGGAUCUGGCGAUUUUUAUGAUAUGGAGCGAGCGGAGCUGUUGGGUGACUCGUUUCUCAAGAUGAGUGCCAGUCUUUACCUGGCCAGCAGGUAUCCGACUGGAACGAAGGCACGCUCACGCAGGUCAAGUCGAGGCUGGUGUCCAACAAGAACCUGAUGUAUUGCCUCAGGGAGACGGAUAUUCCCAGUCGUAUUAGCUGCAGUCUGUUCGACCCCAGAGUAACGUGGCUUCCGCCCAGCAUUAAUCUGCCCGAAGAUGUCUUGGAUGUGUGGACGGAGCAGCCGAGCUUUGCCAAACUGAUUGGUCCCCAUAAUCUCUUCAAUCUGGCCCUUAGUGACGAGGAGAUUCUGGCAGGUCGUUGCAACGAGGAUACCUAUCGUCGCUUUGUGCAAGGUUGCAAGAGCAAUCAGCAAGGCUAUUAUGCCGGCCGAGACUUCUCCUCCGGCGUGAACUACUUCUUUGGUGAGGUCGCUGUUCAGAACAAGGUGGUGGCUGACACUCUGGAGGCCCUUCUGGGAGUCGUUGUGAGAAACUAUGGAUUGCAACAUGGCUUCCGCAUGCUGGAAUACUUCGGCAUUUGCAAGCCGGACGUUGAUAAGCCAUUGUCGCAGCUGCUCGAUCUUCAGUUGAAGAGCACCAAGAUGCGAGCCAACGCGAGCCCUGACGAUAUUGAUGGCUUCCUGAUCAACCACUCCUAUUUAGAGCAGAAUCUGGGCUACGAAUUCCGGGAUCGGGGCUACCUCUUGCAGGCCCUGACGCAUCCGUCGUUUUCCACCAAUCGCUUGACCGGCUGCUACCAGGAGCUGGAGUUCAUUGGCGAUGCCAUACUCGAUUUUCUCAUCUCUGCAUACAUUUUCGAAAACAAUACCAAGCUGCGUCCGGGCGAGCUCACGGAUCUGCGCUCGGCAUUGGUCAAUAACACGACAUGGGAUGCAUCUGCGUGCGCCACAAGCUGCACCUCUUCAUUCUGGCAGAGAACGCGUUGCUAUCUGAGACCAUCAGCAAGUUUGUGAAAUUCCAAGAGAGCCAGGGACACAGAGUCACGAAUCAUGUACGUUUUCUGCUCGAGGAGAGAGAUGUGCAGCCCGUUAUUCUGGACUUGGACGAUGAAGUGGAGAUGGCCAUGGAAAGAUGAGUCGGAAGACGGUCCACGCAUCGGUGCUUUCAACUUGGCGCAAAACGUAGAUGUCCCCUAGGCUUUAGGCGAUGUCCUGGAGGCCCUUAUCGCGGCCGUCUACCUGGAUUGCCGGGAUCUGCAGACAACCUGGCAGAUGAUCUACCAUUUUUUU
Molecule: messenger RNA, 1435 nt
Organism: Drosophila miranda
Lineage: Eukaryota; Metazoa; Arthropoda; Insecta; Diptera; Drosophilidae
Product: endoribonuclease dcr-1-like
Exons: 1
Coding region: 302-1159 (285 amino acids)
Biological process (GO): siRNA processing; apoptotic DNA fragmentation
Cellular component (GO): nucleus; RISC complex; cytoplasm
Molecular function (GO): RNA binding; deoxyribonuclease I activity; ribonuclease III activity
Source: RefSeq, a predicted model, not a curated record